GCCGCUCUCAACGGUUUCGGUGCGGCGGCUCGAGUUCGGUAGUGAUUGGCGUCGGGGGCGUCCGUCAUGAGACCUCCCCAUACCUCCACUUUGGGAUACCGCUUCGUUGCAUCGGUGACGUCCUCUGCGUGGCUGCGAUGGGCUUGGUCGCGUCGGUUUGGCUCCAUCAGAGCUCUUCCAAAUCACAGGUCGAUGAAUGCUUUUUCGAGCGCCCCCUGUGACCUGCCGUCUGCGUAUCACGUCUGUCCUGGAAAAAGGUUACAAGUCAGCGACGAUUUCCGCGAACGCCAUCUAUGGCGUAUGCGAAUACCCCAUUUUCACAGCAGCACACACAAGGGCGUCUCUUCUCGUGAAGACUACCCAUACUUUCUCCAGCCGUGUUGUUGAACUUGUUGCACGGGUUUCGUCUGAUCGCCGCGUCUUCUGGAAUUCUCAGCCUCCCCGGUCCCUGUCGAACGGGCCGAGACGAAGCGUCAUCUCUACUCAUUUUCCCCCUCGGGCCCCUCUCCCUUCCUCUGCGGGGUCCGACACGAUGAACCGCUAUGGAAUUUGACUUCUGACUCUGCUACGGUACGGUAGCAUUGGAAUUCGCCACCAUUUGAUUUUCAGUCGAUUUUCUCAUUGUUUGCCAAUUACCAAGGUCGGGGUGUGGGCAGAAAAAGAAAAAACAGAAAAGAUGAGCGGCACGGCGGGUUUUCCGCUUGCCGGGUUUUGAAUGUAAGUCGUCCCCGGGGUCCUUGUCCUUGUGCCGGCCCGGUUCGCGUGACUUUCCCGACUUGUAGGUCAACGCCGUCCGGUCACAGAAGGGCUGCCCCCAAAUGGCAAAACUACAUACACAAUAAGGUACCAAUACCCACCCCCCUGUUUCCUUGUUGGCGAUCAUUACCGUGGCCGCUGCCAGGUGAGAGCCCGUUGUGAAGCUUUGUAUUUCUAAUCUGCUGGUUUUUGGGGGCCGUGUUAGAUUGUCAUCGUCGCUGGGACAGACGUAAAUCGGCUCGCAGACGUUGGCGCCCGCCACCCCCGCGAAUCCGGACCCGAAUUCUGGUCCGGCUUGACGUUAAGGAAAGUUUUUGGUAUCCUUGCUGCCCCAGGGCACAAGGCUUCGAACUUGGAGACAGCGUGGCAGCCCACCAGACGCAUGUUUUCGACAGCGUGGCUCACAGGGGUCUUGGCGGCUGUGCUUAGAGUUUCCAUGUUGCAACUCUAUUAGAGUUGUGGUUGUCUCUGAUAGCAAUCGUCGCAAGGUGUAAGUCAAGCUAGCUAUCGCGGCUAUUGUUGUGUUCUAGUGGGCUAAUUGAUAUCGAAGACUUGAUAGACUCCCAUGGUCUUGGCAAGGGGGCUUUGUCUUCCGAGUCUCCUUUCCCCUCGCCGGCUCACGAUAGUAAACAACUCUACUCUGUACGCGGCGAACAUUCGGCGGAUGCGAUGUGAUAUCCCCUGAAUUAUUCGGAUCUCGGCCACGUUGGGAAACUUUGCGGUCAACGGCGGACUGAUCGGAAGAUUGUGGAUAAUUAUUGUCUGUGAAACGGGCGUUUGGGGAGAAAGCGCAAUCUUGGACCAUUUCGGCCCCGGAUAUCGUUCAAGUUGACCGCUUCGAAGAGAAGACCGAGGCGCGCGCAGAGUUCGCAAUCGGCCUUCUCUUGGCCAGCCAAAUUGCCAUUGACAAAGUUGUCAGUGCGGUUCACUCUGGGGGGAAAACGAAGCACGCCAUCUUCCGUCUCGUGAUAUGAGGAUUGCUGCUCGUGCACCAUCACAGGCUAGAUGUCCAUCCUCGGCGCUGACGACGACACAAUUUGCAGAGUUGCAUGUUGAGUUUUGUUCACAAGGCGGGAAUGCUCGCUCUCGCAAAGGCUGCGAUCGGAUGCUGAAGAACCUGGACCGCGAUGGUGACAUUUCACCAGGCAUGCUCACCAUCGUGACUGGGGUUUGAGGAUCGCGGACCCCCUUUCUUGUCGAGGUCUAUACGCGCGAACCAACGAUCUAGAUUAUAGACCGUAGCCCCUUCUCACCUUAUCUGGAUGCCGUCCAGCUUUGGUGAAGGCACAUAGGAAACAGGGGACUUGAUCGUUCUAGAGAUAGGCAAGGGGGCCUCCAACAGCCAGAAUCUCUGUACUUGUGUGAAAUGCGAUAACCGUUAGGAGGUAGUCUAGACCGCGCUUAGGUCUGCCGAUAGCUAUGCGGGAGGUGCCUCCAGAGCAACAAAUACGAGAAAUAUGCUUAACUAUUUAGGAGCAGAAACUUCAGACAUGAUAUCCGCAGUCUUUUGCCCCUGAAGCACGAAGAAUACUCGAGACCCUUAUCACGAGCCGGUAAUGAAGGCAUUCGCAGAUUCGAGUGUCGAGCAGUCACCAUACUGCGCAUACAACUGCCGCGAAUAUCAUCCGAACGUGCCUGAUCGAUAACGUACCUGUGUCAAAGUGCCGGGGAGGGAACAGGCAUACGGAUAGUGUUGUUCGAAAUUCGACG
Messenger RNA from Colletotrichum scovillei, 2466 nucleotides. RefSeq lists its product as uncharacterized. Lineage: Eukaryota; Fungi; Ascomycota; Sordariomycetes; Glomerellales; Glomerellaceae. The record is from RefSeq and is a predicted model, not a curated record. The transcript has 2 exons. Bases 197 to 553 code for a protein of 118 amino acids.